Messenger RNA from Fusarium venenatum, 1479 nucleotides. Its product is annotated as Mur ligase. Gene Ontology annotation, cellular component: mitochondrion; cytoplasm; cytosol. Gene Ontology annotation, biological process: tetrahydrofolylpolyglutamate biosynthetic process. Gene Ontology annotation, molecular function: tetrahydrofolylpolyglutamate synthase activity; ATP binding. NCBI's taxonomy places the organism in Eukaryota, Fungi, Ascomycota, Sordariomycetes, Hypocreales, Nectriaceae. The record is from RefSeq and is a predicted model, not a curated record.
AUGAUGGCUACAAGAAGGAGUAUUAGCACCGCAUCUCGGGACUACAAUGAAGCUCUCAACCUACUAUCUACACUCUAUUCGAAUCGUCAGAUUACCAAUUUAUUCGACAAGCCCACAUCGCAAAAUGCCUCACUCGAACAAGCCAAAGACCUGAAUGCGCUGGCGCUUCCUGAGAUGCGCGAAUGGCUUCGGCGCGCUGGCUAUGAACCAAAGGAUCUCGCUCGCCUGAGGCACAUUCAUAUAGCAGGCACAAAGGGCAAAGGUUCUGUGAGUGCAUUUGCAACGGGUAUGCUGCGACAAUACGAAACUGUCGGCACAUACACGAGUCCACAUCUCGUGAGUCCCCGCGAGCGUAUCGCUAUCCAGGGCGAGCAGGUCUCUCAAGCCCUUUUCGCGGAGGCCUUCUUUGAACUCUGGGAGCGACUGUCCCACGCGGCCAAGAAGGAGGGUCAAAGUAUCACUGACUCAAAUGGGCCUAAUUCCAAACCCUUCUUCUUCCGUUUCAUGACGCUUCUCGCUUGGCAUAUCUUCCUACGGGAAAAGGUCGACAGCGUUGUUCUCGAAUGCGGCAUUGGAGGCGAAUAUGACGCUACGAAUGUGGUGCCCACAGAGGCUGUCUCUGCAGCUGUUAUCUCGCAGUUGGGUAUAGAUCAUGUUACAAUGCUGGGUGAUACGGUUGAGAAGAUCUCAUGGCACAAGGCAGGCAUUCUUAAGCCAGGCGUGCGUGGUUUCGUCCGCCGAAUGGAUGAGAAGCCCAGUGUGAGGGAGAUUCUUCAACAACGAGCGGCAGAGAAGGGCGCGGAACUCAUCGAGCUUGAUGAUGCGAGCGUUGAGCAAUGGGGAGGUGUGGUCGGAAGACUACCGGGUGAUUUCCAGAAGUACAACCAAGCUCUCGCUGUCCUUGCUGUGCGUCAGCAUCUGGGCAUGGAUGUCGAGCCAGCGACAGCUUUGCUGAACCUCCCCGACAAAAUGAUUACUGGGCUCAAAGAGGCAAGUCUCAGGGGACGUUGUGAGAUAAUUCAACAGGGCCAUAUAGAGUGGCAUCUUGACGGUGCGCACACUAAAGACAGCAUGCACGAGGUUGCAAAAUGGUUCGCUGCCAGUAUUGGUAAAAACGAAUCAGCAAUGCUAGUGUUCAACCAACAGGAGCGGGAUGCAGCGCAGCUUUUAGCGGGUUUGCUCGACACUAUUCAAGAAGUUACAGGGCGGGAGAAUGUUUUUAGCCAUGCAUUCUUUACAAGAAACGAUCAGGAGAAAUCAUCUAGUGGCGAAGCUGGAGACUUGACAGUGCAGACAAGAGUGGCAGAGUCGAUGGGUCAGAGGGUAGCCGGGUGUCAAAUCAAGACGUUUGACAAUACUCAAGAUACAGUUGCUGAAGCAAAAAAAGUCGCAGGGUCGAAUCAAAAGGUUUUGGUAACAGGGAGCAUGCAUCUUGUAGGGGGUAUAUUGCGAGUAUUGGAGCCCGAGGGUCUAUUGUAG